Molecule: messenger RNA, 420 nt
Organism: Colletotrichum tamarilloi
Lineage: Eukaryota; Fungi; Ascomycota; Sordariomycetes; Glomerellales; Glomerellaceae
Exons: 3
Coding region: 1-420 (139 amino acids)
Source: RefSeq, a predicted model, not a curated record
AUGACCACACUCCAACGCCCGGGAUGGACUCCCAUGGCCCAAAUCCCACCAGACCAGACGAAUCGAGGGGGAGACGGUUGGAGAGGGCUUGACUGGUGGGACUCGCCGACGAGGGUCGCCGACACCCCGGUCUGGUUACGGGUGGGUGUCCUGCCCUCCAACGAGGGUGUCAACUUGCAGAUGGCUAUGGAUGGUGGCAUGCGUCUCGCCACGGGAUGCUUCAAGUUCAUGGAUGCCAUCCAUAGGAGAAUGUUUCUUCUUCAACCUUCGUCUACAUUUGCUACAGCCUUUGGCGCACCAAGUCUCCGACAACCGUCACUUGGCAGUACACUUACACCAUCACAGCUAGAACAGCAGCCACCGUCAGAGAUCGCUCCGUCUGGUAACGCAGCAACAGCAAGUUCGGGAGGCACCCGGUGA